UUUUAAUCUUUGGUUUUGUUCUGACAUGUCUGACGUCCCAUCAAGGUCCCCUUCCUUUCCCAGUCUCCUCUUACAUUACAUUAGCUUUCCCGUAAUUUAACAUCUGUUUUCUUUCCUUCCUCUCUCUCUCCUUUUUUGUUAUCUUUCACCCUCUUUCAUCGUGUUUUGUUUUGUCCUCCGAUGAUGAGCCACUCAAAGAAAAGGGACAUCUCCAGUUCCAGAGGCAACAGUCAGUGUAACUGACCAAAACUAGCCAACCACUUACGCACUUUUUGAUCAUGUUGAUGCUGCUCACGAAAAUGCAGGUGAAGGUCGAUCAUCUGAUCUGGAUUACGAAGAACAUUGGUUGGACUGACACAGCUGCUUGUAUGUAGUCUAGAAUAGCUUUAACCCCACCGAUCGAACUCAAUCAUGAAACCCAUAAUUGACCUUGAAGUUGAUGCCCCGGAAACCGAGUCCGAUGUUAGCAGCCAAGUAGCUUCGAACUUGUACACCCAAGAAGCAUCAGUUGCUCCCUCUAAUGAAACAAAUUUAGAACCUGUUUCACUUGAUUUAACUCUAUGUUUUAACAUCGAUGGGAGAGAUUCCGUAGGUCUCUCAUUCACAAGCACAAGUGAAAGCAGCAACAUUGACCCUGCAUUGCGCACAACAGCGUCAGCUAUCCCUCGAGUUUUCUCCUGCAACUAUUGCCAACGCAAGUUCUUUAGUUCCCAGGCUCUUGGCGGCCACCAGAACGCUCAUAAAAGAGAAAGAACGUUGGCAAAGCGGGCAAUGCGAAUGGGGAUUUUCUCAGACAGGUAUGCAAGUCUUAGUCUCGCUACUUUGCCUCUGCAUGGCAUGGCCACCUCUUUCAGGUCAUUGGGGAUAAAAGCACACUGUUUGGCGCACCAAAGCUUUGCACCAGCUACAAGAACACCAGACACCAGAAACAAUGCUAUAGUUGAACAUGGUUAUCUUGGUCUGCCAAUCUUCAUGGAAGACGAUGAGGCGGAGCUGUUGUGGCCUGGUAGUUUCCGUCAGAUAGCUCAGGCAGCUGCAGGAGGUAGUAAUGCUGAUCAUCCAGGUUUUGUACUGCCUGGAAGUUCUAAUAUGAAUUUUGUAGAGGUUAAAGAACCAGUGGACUUGGAAGACAGUUCAGCACCAGACCUGACCUUGAAACUUUGAUGCUUUGCCUCUUGAAAAACAAAUUCAUGACCAUAUCUUAAAGUUGAUCUCACAUUCGCUCCCAAUUACUCCGGAGUCUAAUAUUAAACAAAGUAAAAGUUCUGAGAGUUUAUUUUCUUUAUUCCUAGAACUUUGAAAACAAGAUCCUGCUUGGAGAUACUAAUCUUUUUACCAGUCCGUAGUCCGUUCAUUAUCUUGAAUUUGCUUCUUUUGUACAGCAAGACGCGCACAGAACUAUGCCUGAGCCUGGCUAGCCUUUUCCCUCUGCUUUAAUUUUUCUCUACAGGUGUUUCUUAUUAAUUAAACUUUUUUUUUCC
Molecule: messenger RNA, 1481 nt
Organism: Gossypium raimondii (Peruvian cotton)
Lineage: Eukaryota; Viridiplantae; Streptophyta; Magnoliopsida; Malvales; Malvaceae
Product: zinc finger protein 4
Exons: 2
Coding region: 412-1164 (250 amino acids)
Biological process (GO): negative regulation of abscisic acid-activated signaling pathway
Source: RefSeq, a predicted model, not a curated record